Messenger RNA from Procambarus clarkii (red swamp crayfish), 6714 nucleotides. Its product is annotated as HEAT repeat containing 1 homolog l(2)k09022. NCBI's taxonomy places the organism in Eukaryota, Metazoa, Arthropoda, Malacostraca, Decapoda, Cambaridae. Gene Ontology annotation, biological process: maturation of SSU-rRNA from tricistronic rRNA transcript (SSU-rRNA, 5.8S rRNA, LSU-rRNA); positive regulation of transcription by RNA polymerase I. Gene Ontology annotation, molecular function: snoRNA binding. Gene Ontology annotation, cellular component: 90S preribosome; small-subunit processome; t-UTP complex. The record is from RefSeq and is a predicted model, not a curated record.
CAUCACUGAACCUCAUUUAAUAACUAUAUCCGGUUAAGUAGAGGAUUUUAUCUGUUAAUAGCUUUAUAUUGUGGUUUGAAGUUAUAUAUUUUGAGCAAUUAUAUAUAUACGGAACAUAUAUUUUGUGUCCGAAAUAGUAAAAGUAUGUGUGUGUGAUCCGUGGUGUGUGACAAGUGUGUAGUGUCCGCCGCACGUGUCGCCUGUGUGAGCCUGAUGGUCUCUACUCUGGUGAAGUAGAGUAGUCUGGGACCAUUGGGACUUACUGAUGAGCAAGGGAAAGCAUCAUACACAACAAUGACAACCUCACUAGAAGCACAAUUAAAGAAGUUAGCAGCUCCACAAACAACUCUCUUGGAUGAAAAAAGGUUACGAAGAUCUAUUCUCUUUGAUCCAUCGGAAGCUGCUAAAUAUGGCCGGGAUAUUUAUUAUGAUAUUGGUAGGAGUGGCUUUGAAGAUCUGGUUGAGAUUAACAGUGACUUCCGGGAGUUUCAAAACUCUUUGUUUGGUAAGACAAGCAAGGAUAUGCAACGUGCAGUGGAGGACAAGUCUGCCAACAAAUUGCUCGACAGAUCAAUUGAAAAGUUUCUUCUUCUGUUGUCUCCAUACUUGGAGAAACAGUCUGCUCUGAAGGCACUUGAAUGGCUGGUUUACAGAUUUAUGAUAAAUGAUAUGAAUAAAAAGACUCUCUUAAUGUGCAUAUUUCCCUACUAUGAGUCUGCAUUGUUUAUACGAAUUCUUCAAAUCAUCGAUGUUCACGAUAAAACAAGUGAAUGGCAUUGGCUAAGAGGAGCCCAGAAGAAAGGCCGACCAAUACCUAAGCAGACUGUGUUUACUCGUUGGAACCACAAUCAAGGCUUCAGGGGAUUCCUGGCAGAAUAUUUAAUUAACAUGCUCAAGGUGCACAAGAGUGAAGGAAACCUAAAAAUUGCCAUUUCUUUUUACGUUACAACCGUGGUUGGGGGACUGUGUCUGCUUGAUGAGGUGAAGGAAGAACACUUAUCAUAUAUUGCAACAUUGUUGCCAAAAUGCUUGGCCUCACAAGGUGAAAUGGUGGCUGGAAUGUACUUUAUAAUUGCUCAGUUAUCUGUCAAGGCAAAACUCUCUCAAGAUUUCCUUGACAAUAUUUUCAAGAAAAUGAUCCAGCAAAAUGAUCCACCAGAAUCAUUAAGGGAGCAGUGCAUUCUCUGCUUGUUAGCUUUGACACACCACCAGAAGAUUGACACCCUAAGUGAUGAUGUAAUAAUGGCCCUGGAAGAUAAAUUGUUCAUUAUUAAACGAAUUGAAGAACUUGCCACGACAAAGAGUGUUGCACCUUUCCUGUCUGCUUAUGUUACAGGUUAUAUAAGGUGGCUCUUUAGUGACUCUUGCAAGUUACGUGAUCUAGAAAAAGCCAAGAAAUUUGCAGUACUUGUCCAUCGGGUGGAAUCGACACCGUUGUCAUCUUCAGAUGCCCUAAAGGUCAUUUGGGCUUUGUUUGAGGCUGUAAAAAACAAUUACAAAGCAUUAGAGUCCUUGAAAACACUGAAACUUGCAACGACAUUAGGUGGGCUGGAGGCAAGCCACCCACAAGGUCACAGUCAGGCUUUGGCUCGUAUGGUCAACUUGGAGGACAACUCACCAACUGGAAAGCAGUAUAAGGAGAUAAUACAAAAAAUAAUGACAAACGCCAGUGGAAGUACAAGUUUGAUUCAUUUAGUUCAUCCUGAUGAUGCCAUUCGGCUGGCUGCAGUGAAAAAUUUAGUGGAGAGAGUCUCUGAGGGUCAGGAGAAGGAUGCUAGAAUGAUCAAGAUGCAUUUAAAAAACAUGCUGAGUGAUGAGCUCCCAGAUAUUGUUUUAGAAGCACUGACUCUCAUAAAGGGGUUGAGAAUGUUAGAUGCUUCAUAUUUAGUAACUGAGUGCCAGAAACUUUUAGCUAAAUCGAGGGACCAAGAAAGCCAAUGGGCCAAGGUCAAAUUGGCAUGCUUAAGAGUACUUUCAGAGACCCUGGUUGAAAAAUAUGAUGCAUACUUGAAAAUGAGUGUGCUUUACAUAUGCCUACCCUAUGUUCUUUUUCCCAAAAGUAAAAAGGAUAUUAAAGCGGCCAAAAUUGUCUUGAAAUCCAGCCUGGCAGAGAAGAGUUCUCUUUUGUCUUCUUUAUCUUGUGAACUAAGGCUGCUCUUGCUGGAUACCAGUUCUUGUAAGACUAAGGAUUACUACAUGAAAAUGUGGAAUGUCUUGCCCAAAGCCCUAGGAACAUUGUCCAAAGAUGAGCAUGUAGCCUUGUGGAAUCAUGUUGAGAGCCAGACUGGGCUUCAAGACUGCUUGGUAUCUCAUUUUAUGUCCAUGAUAUUAUUAUAUUGUGGCUUGUCUGAGUUAAAAGUUGACAAGGCCCUGCGUUUGAAAAUGGCGCAUAGACUUCUGGAUGCUUGUCUAAUUAGUUUUGAUAUGUUCAAGUGUUCUGAGUAUAAAGAAAGUGAGACGUUGGAACAGCCCACUCCAAAUGAUCUUGGAGAAUAUUUAGUGUACGUAAUGGAAGGGUUGCUGCCGAUUCCCUUUCUCACCCAGUGUAUGAAGCAGGCUACUCAAGUCUUCAAGUUCCCUGACUGCUGCAAUUCUUCGCCUUACUGGAACCCGGGCAUGGAGGAGUUGGAUGGUGAAGGAAAUUUGCUGAUUUUGAUAAAGGCAAUGAAGGGAGCAGUUCAGUUGGAGAGAUAUGAAGAAACUGGACAUGUUCACAGGAAUAGUAUUGUUGCCACAGUUCUUAAGGACUGCUUGGGAACGUCAGAAAGAAUGUAUUAUUUCCUAGCCAUCAUUUGGGGGUGGAAUUCUUCACUAAGUUUCUCUAAUGUAAUAGAUGAAGCUUUACAGGCUUGGACCUUGAGUCUGGGAUCAACCCUAUUAGGCUCUCAGUCUUCUGGACUUGCAUGGUCUCUCGGCACAAAUCAGCCAAUAGUUCCAGCCCUUAUUUCUGCGCUCACACAUGGUAGUGAGGUAGUGCGCCAUGGAGCCAUUCAGUGUAUUAAGAAGCUUGGAGGAGUGAUUGGUGGUAGGCUAUCUCAAGACAAUCAUAGCCUGCUGCUAGAAGCAAUUGCUGCCCAUGCUGAAGAAAUUAUUGCAGAUGGAAGCCAUGUUUCAUCAGUACUCUCUGAAUUUGGAGAUAAACGAAAGUCCAGAGGUUUGCAAGUAACUAAGGCCCUUCUUGACAUUGUAGUGUGUGAGAGAGUACCGAUGCACCUUAAGACGCCUCUCCUCUUUGUCCUCAGUUAUGUCACAGAUGCUGAAAUACUUACUAAUCUACUGCCUGUGGCAGACAGCAUUCUCAAUCAGGCUCUUAUUUUGAAAGAAGAUUCGAAGCUUGAUAUUGUCUCUUCAUUUUCACUCUACUACAUUUUACUUCGCUUCACACCUGAUACGUCAGAAGUCUUAGAAAGUAAAGAUGGAUGGGAGCUCUUCCUUAAGGCUAUUUCAUGUUCAAGACAAGUCUUGGAUCUAUCUCAAGAUGCUAUUCAUGAAGGUGCUGUUUCACCACAGUGUGUCUUGAUGAAGCAGGUUAUGACUCGCAAGUUCUUCACCAGUAUCAAGAGUGAAGAGGUACAGUCUCGACUCUGGAGUGUCCUCAUCAGCCGUGUUGUUGAAUCUGAUGAUCCCAGUGAGGCUGCCCGGCUCCGCAAGGGUCUCCGGAAAGUCAGCUUGGAUGCUGUUGUUAUUAUCAAGCAGAUUGAGGGGUUAAAUUUAGCUGAUAAAGUAUCAUCUAUAAAAGCAGCUCAAGUUAAGAAAAAGAGGCUAAAGAAGAACGUAAAUGAUAGUAACCAACUUUUGGCUUGGAAGAAACUUGGCCUAAUGUUGGAAACUAUCGGUGUGAUGGCGUCACUAGGCCGACCAUGGUUAUUGGUCGGCCCCUUGUGCCAUUGCCUCCAACACACACUAACUCUAGACACAGUCAUUACGGAAUUGGUGCAACAACAGAUACUUUCUGCAAUAUUGCAUCUGCUGCAGAAGUCAGAAGAAGAAUUGGGAGAAGGUGUGAAUAAAGAAGUGCAGCUGAACGUUGAACUGAUUGUUCAGUGUAUUCGGUCAUCAGUGAACUCAGAUACACACCGGCGUGCAAUGCUUAUUCUUGCCUUGGCAGCAAAAAUUUCAUCAGAAGCAGUGAUGCAUAAUAUGAUGUCCAUCUUCACUUUCAUGGGCACUUCACUUCUGAGACGUGAUGACUCGUACUCCUUCCAGGUUAUACACCAGACCAUACAAAGCAUCGUACCGGCACUCAUUAAGUCUGAAACUGAAGAAAAUCUCUUGGUGAAACUUGCACAAGUUUGCCAAGUAUUUGUGGAUGCUCUUCCAGAUCUACCAGAGCACCGCCGCUUGGCACUCUUCACACAACUUGCCUCCACAAUUGAUGCCAACAAAAACUUGUGGAUUAUCUUAGCUCUCAUGGCUGAUGCCCAUGUCAUGAGAGGAAGUAUAAUUGAUGCAGCUGGUAUUAAAGUGGAGGACAAACGAGGCCUUCCUUAUGAUAUUCAGUUUGCCCUUAAACUAUGUAGCCAGUUUUCUAUGUUGGCCCAAGUGUAUGCGUGUUGCCAGCUGAUGGAUCAUAUCAGUAGCAUGCCUGAGGAAAAAGAGGAUAUGACCGUUCAAAAAAGAUCGGCUGACAAGGCUGCUCAGCAAGGUCGGGACAUCAUGUGCUUUGAUUCAUACUCUGCUAAGCAGAUGUGUCACUUGAAGUAUACCAUUGCUGGCCUUGUAGCACAUCUUCUCUCAUCUGAAAAAUUUGUCGGACAGGUAUACGAAGCUACUGAAGAACAAGCUGGAGAAUUACAGGAGCUUUAUAGGCAGCUUCUGGAGAAGACUUUGUGCUACCUGCGCACUGUAAGUCUGUCAUGUGAUCACCACAAAGAUAAACCUGGAGGUCGUUUGUAUAUGUCUCUGCAACGUAAGGUUGUGGAUGUCGUAGAUGGAAUAAAUGCAGUACUACCACCAAACAUGUUGAUAGAAGUCACCAAGAAUCUUCUGACUUCUUCACUAUCACUCGUUCGCUGUAAAGCCAUGGAAAUUCUCUGUGCAAAGCUUCAGCCAAAUGCCAAUUUCUUCAGGAAAGAAAACAUAGCACAUUUAAAACCAUUCAUCAAAAUUUUGCUCAAGUUGGCACUGAAAAUCAAAGAACCAUCAGACAAUAGACAAACUGCCCUCUUUACUUUACACUUACUUACAAAAUAUGUGGCACCUCAAGUUCCUGUUGAAGCAGUUCAGCCAGUUUUAUCUGCUGGAGUGGACCUCAUCUGCAGAGAAGACACAGAGAUGAAGCUUGUGACACAGGCACUGUUGGUGGUGGCAGAAUCUGUGGUUGCUCUUAAGGCCCAUGCCGUUACUUUCUUAGGACAGCUGUUGCCUGUCCUUAUUAAAUUUUUAAAUGAAGAUCAAGACUCUGAUCAUCUACUUUUGGCAACUGUCACUGCAACUCAGAAGCUACUUGAAAAUGUGCCUCAGUUCUUGUCACCAUAUCUAGUGUCUCUGGUGUGUUCCGUGUGUCGCCUCUCUGCCCGCAAGGAAAAAGCUGCCAUUAAGGAGUCUCGGCUGAUUAUGAGACUGGGCAUUGUCAGAGAUGCAUUAGUCAAGCAGAUUGAGCCACGAGUCCUCAUUCCUAAAUUGACAGAGGCAUAUGAAACAUUGUCGAAGACAGAGGUUGCAGCUCUGCAGAGUUUCACUGUGACACUGGAGAUGCUCAUUACUCACGUUGAUGUGAAAACACUGACAAGACACAAACCUGCACUGCUGAACCUUUUCACCGGAGCACUGGAUCUUAGGACAGUAAAGGGUGAUUCUGAGGUCGUGUGUGCGGUCGAGACAGAUGUAUCUGGUGCCUUGGGCAAAUUACUUCUUCGCCUCAAUGAGUAUGACAACGUUGCCAUUUUCCGCUCAUUACAAACCUGGGCUGCUGAGGCUGAAGACAAGCCUUCCAGACUAAUAACAUUCUAUAGGUUUGCUGAUCACUUGGCUGGAACAUUCAAAGUGCUGUUCAUCAAAGCCAAACUGGCAGACAGUUUGUUUAGUCAUGCUGCAAGCCUUCUUGAAUGUAACAACUCGCUUAAGAAACCUAACACAGUAUUUGGGUGUGGAGAUGAAGCAGAAAACAAAACAUCUGUCCUUCUUAAUGCAGUUUUGGAUUCGCUCACCAAAAUCUUUCUCUAUGACUCUGUUAAUUUUACCAACCAAGAAAGAUUCCAACUCAUGGUCAGACCUUUAACUGAUCAGCUGGAGAACACCAUUGGUGGUACAGAAACCUACAAAAAUCGUGUCAACAAUCACCUGAUUCCGUGCAUUACUAAGUUUGCCAUCGCUGUUGGAGACGACUCUCUUUGGAAGAAUCUUAACCGACAGAUCCUCCUUAGAGUCAGAAAUGAUGACCAGCCUAUGGUAAUUUUGGCAGCAUUGCAAACCUUCCAGGCACUAAUGGAAACACUGGGAGAAGACUUCUUACAACCUGUAUUGGCAGACACAAUGCCCUACAUCACUGAGGUUCUAGAAAGUCUUAAUACUGAUGUUGAAGCUUUUACUAGAGAAAUAUUUACCAAGAUGGAAGGGAUACUUGGGGAUAAUCUACGAGCUUACUUGGAUUAUUGAUAACAUUGACUUUAUUCGGGUUUAUUUAAAUUAAAUAUAUACAGUAUAGAUGAAAUGAAGUUAUUGGUAAGUUAAAUUAAAUGUAUCUAUUUCAAAAAAUACAAAAAUUAUCAAUUA